AUGCAGAGCUUGUGGAUAGGAGCAAGGGAGCUUUCUAUUACUUGGAGUGAGGAACCACAGUAUUGGAAUUGGCUUCAUCUUGAUUCUUGCAGUGGGGAGGUGGCUGAGCUUGUAAGAAGCUGCUGGCUGGAAAUCAUCGGAAAAAUCGACGUGAGAAGCCUGCGUUUGAAGACGAGUUACAGCGCAUAUCUAGUGUUCAAGCUGCAAGAAGGGUGCAAGGAGCUGCAAAAGGCGAUUGCAUCAGUGAGGUUCGUGAAAGAGAUAGGCGAGGGCAGCGCUGACGAGGGCUAUGGCGUCUUCAUCGACACCAUGGCCUGCGAUGCUGGAGAAAGGGGCCGGUUUCCUCACUGCCGCAGCGACGGCUGGAUGGAGAUCAAGCUCGGGGAGUUCUUCAACAAUCUGGGAGAUGAUGGGGAGGUGGAGAUGCGCUUGAUCGAGAAGAAUAAUCCUAAAUGGAAAACCGGUCUUGUUGUGUUGAAGCUGAAGAUCUUGUGCAACAAUGCAUACAAACGAGCUGUAACGAAAGGGAACCAGAAAUGAAGAAGACCGUUGGAAAAGUAGCCGUUGGUGACGGUUGGAAGUUAGUUGUGACAGCUGGCGGUUGGUUAGGAAUUAGUUGUGAGCUUAGAUAUUUUUCUUAGCUUUUGUGAGCAAGCUUAGAUAGUAUAAAUAGCUUUCGUUUUUGCUGCUUGUAAAUUGAGUUUUCACAAUCAUCAAUAAAGUGUGAAGUUUCAGUUUC
This is a messenger RNA of Salvia splendens (bonfire salvia), 739 nucleotides long. Its product is annotated as F-box protein PP2-B11. The transcript has 2 exons. The coding region runs from base 1 to 540 and encodes 179 amino acids. Lineage: Eukaryota; Viridiplantae; Streptophyta; Magnoliopsida; Lamiales; Lamiaceae. The record is from RefSeq and is a predicted model, not a curated record.